Lepus europaeus (European hare) is the source of this 736-nucleotide messenger RNA. RefSeq names its product superoxide dismutase 1 (gene SOD1). Gene Ontology annotation, cellular component: cytosol; peroxisome; nucleus. The coding region runs from base 65 to 526 and encodes 153 amino acids. The record is from RefSeq and is a predicted model, not a curated record. NCBI's taxonomy places the organism in Eukaryota, Metazoa, Chordata, Mammalia, Lagomorpha, Leporidae. Gene Ontology annotation, molecular function: copper ion binding; superoxide dismutase activity. Gene Ontology annotation, biological process: removal of superoxide radicals. The transcript is spliced from 5 exons.
GGCGCGUCCUGCAGCGUCUCCCGCCGCCCUCGCUGCCCGGACCGGAGCGCGCCGCUCGGGAGUCAUGGCGACGAAGGCUGUGUGCGUGCUGAAGGGCGACGGCCCGGUCGAGGGCACCAUCCACUUCGAGCAGAAGGGAACAGGGCCCGUGGUGGUCAAGGGACGCAUAACAGGAUUGACUGAAGGCCUGCACGGAUUCCAUGUCCACCAGUUUGGAGAUAAUACGCAAGGCUGUACCAGUGCAGGCCCUCACUUUAAUCCUCUGUCCAAAAAACAUGGGGGACCGAAGGAUGAAGAGAGGCACGUGGGCGACCUAGGUAAUGUGACUGCAGGCAGCAAUGGUGUGGCUGAUGUAUUAAUUGAAGAUCCUGUGAUCUCACUCUCGGGAGCUAUGUCCGUCAUUGGCCGCACGCUGGUGGUCCACGAGAAAGAAGACGACUUGGGCAAAGGUGGAAAUGACGAGAGUACAAAGACCGGGAACGCCGGCAGUCGUUUGGCCUGUGGUGUCAUUGGGAUAGCCCCCUAAACAUUCCUGCCAUGUGGUCUAAGUCCCAAGAGCUCAUCUGUUGCCUGCUGGUUGUAGACCUGUAACCUGAUGCACAUUAAACAGUCACCUGCAAGUGUCAUGCAGUGGCGUUUCCUCAGUUGCUUUCAGUACCUGUGAUGAAACUGAUUUCUGAAUCCUUGGAAGAUUUGUAUGGUUUUAUAAAACUCAUAAUUAAAAUGUCUGUCUGAA